Pelodiscus sinensis (Chinese soft-shelled turtle) is the source of this 3912-nucleotide messenger RNA. The record is from RefSeq and is a predicted model, not a curated record. NCBI's taxonomy places the organism in Eukaryota, Metazoa, Chordata, Testudines, Trionychidae.
UUCUCCGGUGGAAACAAUGCAGUGCCUGCUCAGAUUAAAAACAAGGACUGGAUACCUAGGAUUGCAGGAGGGAGCGCCCAGGAUGGGAUGGAGCUGGCUCUGAUAUCACAUCCUUGGACACAAAAGGUUGGGAACGCCACUGGAAUUCCAGAGCAGCGCAGACUUUGACUGGGAAGCCUUCCCAGUGGACACUAACUCACUGGAAGUGCUGCCUUCCUGCCUGCCUGUGUGUGGUGGUGGUGAGGGGGGGGGGGGUGUCUGGCAUUUGACUCCAAUUAAGGUGAAAUCUGGAAAGAACAGGCAGGAGAGCAAAAAAGGGGAUGUGAUGAAGGAGUCAAGGUGUUUCCCAGUUGCUCCAUCUUCUGUGGGGAGAGAUGGAUGGACCGAAGUGCUGCCGUUUGCUACAACUUGCCUCCAAAAUGUGAAUAAGAAAAUCCCACAAGAGAACCUGUUUUGGUUGGGUGCUCUCUGUUAAGAUCUGUUUCAUCCAAAGCAGACAAACAUUCACCAGGAUUGCUCCGUUGGAAAAGAAGUAGAUUACCUGGAGCAGAAGUGCUGAACCCCCACUCGGUGAAGUUGGAUUGGUUUGGGGUGCUUUCCCCACCUCUGUAUACAAAUUGUCCUAACUAUGGGCACUGUAUAACUGUGGCGCAUGGCUGUGUAGUGUCGUGUUGCUUCCUUUUUAUUUCUUGUAUAAGUUUGAACAAUGAUCACAGUCAAUCCGGAUGGAAAAAUAAUGAUCAGAAGAUGUCUUGUCACCUUGAGACCUUUUAGGAUAUUUGUGCUGGGCAUUGGAUUUUUCACCCUGUGCUUCUUAAUGACAUCUUUGGGAGGCCAGUUUUCAGCCAAAAGACUGGGAGACUCUCCCUUCACCAUCAGAACAGAAGUGAUGGGCGCGCUGGAGUCCAGAGGGGUGCUACGGAAGAUGAGCGACAUGCUGGAGAUGAUGGUGAAGAGGAUGGACGUGCUAGCCAGGCUGGAGAACAGCACUGACUUCCGGAAAGGGGAGGAGGCCCGUUUUCUUCUGGACAGGUUCCAGCCAGCAGCAGGUUUGAUGGAGAGGAUCCAAGCGAUUGCUCAGAACGUCUCUGACAUUGCAGUGAAAGUAGAUCAGAUUCUCCAGAACAGCCUCAUGAAUGGGAAAGGGUUAGAAGGCAGACGGGACCAGUGUGAGGUGCCCAGAGACCCCAAAUACCCUGACUGCUCUGGAAAAGUGGAGUGGAUGCGGGCCAGGUGGACGUCUGACCCCUGCUAUGCAUUUUUCGGCGUGGAUGGCACAGAAUGCUCAUUCCUCAUCUACCUCAGUGAAGUCGAGUGGUUUUGCCCUCCACUGCCUUGGAGAAAUCAAACAGCAGCCAUGCCUUCCUCAAAGCCACCAGCUCGAGUACAGGCAGCUUUUCGGAACAACCUCUCUUACCUUCUUGAGCUAAUCGGGAGUGGCAAGGAAUCCUUGAUCUUCAUGAAGAAGAGAAUCCGGCACUUGGCCUCACAGUGGCUUCUGGCGACCCAUAGCCUGGCACAGAAACUGAAGGGCAGACAGAGGGAUCAAAAGCAGAUCUUGGUUCACAUUGGCUUCCUGACAGAGGAGUCAGGGGAUGUUUUCAGCCCCAGGGUGCUGAAGGGGGGACCUCUAGGUGAGAUGGUCCAGUGGGCAGAUAUCUUAGCUGCCCUCUUCAUUCUUGGACACAGCCUGAAAGUCACAGUGUCUUUGAAAGAGCUGCAGAGUAAUUUAGGGGUGCCUCCAGGACGGGGCAAUUGCCCCUUGACUGUCCCUUUGCCCUUUGACCUCAUUUACACUGAUUACCAUGGCCUCCAGCAAAUGAAACAACACAUGGGGCUCUCCUUUAAGAAAUACAGGUGUCGUGUUCGGGUCAUUGAUACCUUUGGGACAGAGCCAGCCUACAACCUCGAGGAGUAUGCCACUCUGCAUGGCUACCGGACAAACUGGGGGUACUGGAACCUGAACCCCAAGCAGUUCAUGACAAUGUUUCCUCACACUCCUGACAACUCCUUCAUGGGCUUUGUGUCCGAGGAGCUCAACGAAACCGAACGGCAAUUCAUUAAGUCCAACAAAGCAAGCAAUAUGGCAGUGGUGUACGGAAAGGAAGCCAGCAUCUGGAAGUUGCAGGGCAAAGAGAAGUUCCUGGCCAUCCUUAACAAGUACAUGGAGAUCCAUGGCACUGUUUAUUAUGAAACCCAACGUCCUCCUGAGGUUCCAGCCUUUGUCAAGAACCAUGGCCUUCUGCCACAGCAUGAGUUCCAGCAGCUUCUGAGAAAAGCUAAGCUUUUCAUCGGAUUUGGAUUUCCCUAUGAAGGUCCUGCCCCUCUAGAAGCAAUAGCCAAUGGAUGCAUUUUCCUUCAGUCUCGUUUCAACCCUCCACACAGCUCUCUCAAUCAUGAAUUCUUCAGGGGGAAGCCUACGUCAAGAGAGGUAUCCUCUCAACACCCCUAUGCUGAGGACUUCAUAGGGAAGCCACACGUGUGGACAGUGGACUACAAUAACUCAGAGGAGUUUGAAGCUGCUAUCAAAACCAUCAUGAGGACCAAGGAAAAGCCUCAUGUCUCCUCCUCCCCCAUUAAAUGGAAAGGGUUGAAGAAAAGCAGCAGCAAAAAAAAAAAAAAAAAAAAGAAAAAGAAAAGCGCUUUUUGAAAAAUGCAGCAACUGCUGUGUGAGCCAACUUCUCAAAGACUUUUAAAAACGUAUCCGUCAUGAAUAUUUACCUCCCCAGUGGCAGGAGUCUUUCAAGUUGUCCAAAUUAUUAAAGUCAAUUUUCCUGGAGGGGAGAAAAGUGCUGAUCUCCGUUUUGCUCACAAUUUGCUUUGGGUAGGAUGAGAUGUCCCUGUUGUUACAAAGCCACAAAAUAGCAUCUUAAUAAAAAAUGGCCUGCAUCCGAACUAACAGGGGUCAGGGAAUUUGCAAGCCUCUUCAAGCAUUUUUAUUUUAUUUUGUUGAGUGAAUUUGUAUGGUUCAUGUCAAGUUGAGAGCAGCAGAAAUCCCAGCUCUCCAUCCACAGCUAGCUGUACCAUGGUGUAAUGCUCUUCUGUCAGUAUCCCUCAGCCCGGAUCUGUUCCAUUUCUUUGGCCCAUUCUGUCCUUGCUUCCUCUGGGAAGCUGCCAUCAGUUGCACUGAGCCACAGCAAUGAGGGCAGUAUUGGGAGCCCCCUUUGCUUUCCCAGCACAGCUAUCACAUGGCAACACUUUUUAAUUGUUACGCUGUAGGAGUGGUAAUUGAAUUGGAGGAGUGGCUCUGUAGUCCAUAGCCAUCUCCAAAACUACAGCCCUUUAAAUCCACCAAUAUCCACUUUAUAUUCAUAUCCACAGAUAUGCAUGCAGAUAUCUGCAGCUCAUUUUUGUGGAUAUGGAUGCAGAUACAAAUUUUGUAUCUAAGGCCCUGCAAAUUUGUGCAUAUCUCAUUUAUAUCUGUGGCUAUCUGCAUCCGUGGAUGUGGAUGCGGAUAUCCACAGAUCAUUUUUGCAGAUACAGAUAUAGAUCCCAAUGUUGUAUCCCUGCAGGCCUCUAGCCAUAGCCAAGUCGAUUCCCCCAGGGGAAAUGGCUUACUAGAAGUUGAAUUUCCAGAUUAAAAAUUUCAAACUAUGUAAAUUCUUAAUUCAGUAACACCCCUUGGAUAGAUGCACAUUAAUGGAGCUCCAGUUAAUUCAAUGGCGCUACAGUGGUUUAUGCCAAGUAAAUUUAUGCUAAGUAUCUGGCCCUACAAAGAUUUUAAUGUUACAAGACCAUCUUAUAUAAAAAAAAAUCUCUUUGUAAACACACUCUCCUAUUUGGCUCAUCCUUGGAACCCUUGUUUCCCACCAAGCAUUGGUGGCGUUGCUCCUCCCUGCCACUGAGCACACAGCCUUGUUCUGCUCCCUCUGCAUUGCUUGUCUCCCAAGUUGUGAGUUUCCACUCUCUUCC